AUGAAUAAACUCUCAGCGAGGGUCUCUCCCUGCUCCGCUCCCACCCCUGCCACCCUGCACCCGCCCACACUUGCAGAAGGUGCGGAUCCUCAGAAGGACAUCAGGACAGACAGUGAGGUCAGAGAUCAGCCGGUCCGCUCAUGCUGCUCUCGCUGCCCGCUGAAGGUCUUGCUGCGGCAGACCACUGGCCUGCUGCUGGCCAGCUGUGUGUCGGCCGCUUGGGUGUGGGCAGCUCACAGUGCCAAACAAACGCUGACCCGUCUGCACGCUCCCUUCUUCAUCAUCUGGUUCUGCGGCAUCUGGAACCUCCUGUUCUUCCCUCUGUAUUACCUGGGACACCUGCUGGGGUCAGAGCGGAGAGAGUGGCCCAGCGUCCAGCUGAGGAAGUGCAGCAGGUUUCUGGGUGACGGAGAUCUGACGCUGAGGCUGGUGCUGAAGGGUGCAGCUCCGUUCUCUCUGCUUUGGAGUGUUUCAGGGUAUCUUCACCUGCUGUCCCUCUGCAGGAUCUCCAUCAGCGACAGCAGCGCGGUGCUCUGCUGCAGCCACGCCUUCGCCUUCCUGCUCAGCUGGAUCGGACUGAAGGACCGCUUCAUGGGCGUCAGGAUAGUGGCCGCUAUCCUUUCCAUCACUGGUAUUGUCAUGCUGGCCUAUGCUGAUGGUUUCCAUAGCAACUCGAUCACAGGGGUGGCUCUGGGAGUCGGGUCAGCUUCCACCUUGGCCUUCUACAAGGUGUUGUUUAGGAAGCGUGUGUGCGAGGCCGGACCCGGCGGUGUGUGUGUGCUGCUGUCCUGUGUAGGUGUGUGUAAUCUACUGCUGCACUCGUGGCUGUGUGUGUUACUGUACCUCACACACACAGAGUACUGGAGCCCAACACAGCAGAGCGUCCCCUGGAGCUCCCUCUGCACCACCGCCGCCCUGCUGCUCUUGUUUAACGUUCUGGUGAAUUUGGGUGGAGUGGUCAGUUACCCUGCGCUGAUUUCACUCGGCAUCCUCCUCACCAUCCCGGCCAGCGCAGCUGCAGACUGGUAUAUGUCGGUCACUCUGGUGGUCAGUAAUGUGCGUGGGGCAGCAUUUGGGAUCAUCUCUGCUGGGUUCCUGCUGCUCCUGCUGCCAGAGGACUGGGACGAGCGAGCGCUGCGCUGGUUUGGGACGCUGUGGCAUGACCGGGACGAGUCAGUGCUGGGGGAGGACUGGGGGGCGGACACACCCAGACCCAAACCCAAACCGGCCGGAGUGGCAGCGCUGCCCUGAGCUCCGGUCUGCUCUCACUGCACACUCUUAUUGACCAUUAGAUUAGGACUGUUAGAUUAUUAUAUAAAAGAGGUGUAAACGUGAUUCACCUGUAUUGAUUUUGGAUUGUUUAUUACUGACUGUAAUCAAUAGAGGUGUGUAGAGUGUCUACGAACCCAGAACUCCAGAAUUAGCUCCAAAACCAAAGAAGUUCAGUUCCUCUGCUCAUACAUGCUGGAUGUUCUGAGAAGUUCCACUGCAGUUCUACAGGGAAACUCAGUAGGUUCUAUUUCUGGAUCUUUUGCACAAAAAUUAAAUGCUAAAGCUCCAAAGUGAGAGGAGUGAUCAGUAGUACAGCAGAGUGGGAGCUGAAACAACACCCAACAAGAGAAAUAUCUAAAUAUUAAAUGGGGAGUGACAUCCAUU
Molecule: messenger RNA, 1656 nt
Organism: Pygocentrus nattereri (red-bellied piranha)
Lineage: Eukaryota; Metazoa; Chordata; Actinopteri; Characiformes; Serrasalmidae
Product: solute carrier family 35 member F4
Exons: 7
Coding region: 1-1251 (416 amino acids)
Source: RefSeq, a predicted model, not a curated record